Molecule: messenger RNA, 1787 nt
Organism: Fusarium odoratissimum NRRL 54006
Lineage: Eukaryota; Fungi; Ascomycota; Sordariomycetes; Hypocreales; Nectriaceae
Exons: 2
Coding region: 412-1152 (246 amino acids)
Source: RefSeq, a predicted model, not a curated record
ACAACAGGGACCAGAAUCAUUAGAUUCCACCAAGCAAAGAACCGUAACGAAUUUUGGCCUUUCAGGCAGCCACUGUCAAGUUAUCCAUGGGAACCAAAUUUUAAAACUAAGACGAGCAGCAUAAUGGCCGCUAAGAGCAAGCGGAUCAUAGCGACACGCACUACAUGGGUCUUCCGUGGCAUAGUCUGGCAUGACACUAUUCAUGUCGCCGGCAAGCCACAGUCUUUAGGUAAUCAGAUGGACGUUGAGGUAUGGAAGGUACAUUCCCGCAUUACUAACAUGAGAAUUUAAUAAGCGCCAAGUCCCCUUUAUGACAUCCAAAACACUCUUUCUCUGCUUAUUCUCUCAGUUGUGUGAUUUCCAGCCGCAGUCAUUCGUUUGGUGCAUUUUUGCUAUUCACUCUCGUUAAUCAUGUAUUCCAAGUCACUCGUUGUUCCAGCGCUCUUCGCUGCUUUCGGAAUCGCUCAAGAAGAUGUCCAGUACGAAACCCGCACAGCAACGAUAACUCAAUGCUUCACCCGCGAUGGCCUACGUCCUCCAGCUACCGUCACCGUCCCUGGCCCGACAUGCGUGGUUCACAAGCCAGCUGUCACAGGAGAAGCCAUCAUUGUCGAAGUCCAAGCUCCCGACUGUCACUGCGGCUGCCCAACUUGUGUCCAUACUCUUGAGUACACUACCAAGUACCCUGCUUUCUGCUCUACUGGUAUUUUUGAGCAGGAGUAUAUCAUCACGGAGACGUACAGUGGCAUGGAGGCAAAGCCUACCAAGAACGAGCACGAUCUUCCGUAUGGAUUCACGUGUGAUGUUCAGACGUGUACUACUUGUGGCCCUGAGCCUGUUACCGCCACUAUCACGUACCCUGUUUCGGACCGUCCUUACAUGAAUGAAGUUGCACCAACUGAAAUGCCCAUGGCAAAGCCCGGCAAGGAACAGCCCGAGGAGCAAGGAAACGCUGCACCCAAGGUCACUGGAGACAACAAUGGAUUCCAAUCAACCGUCAAGCCCAGCGUAGUCCCUGAUUCCCCCGAGAGUGCUCCUCCUGGAGAGUCCACAGAUCGCCCUGUUAUCGUAUCUGGCGCCAUGAGUCAACAUUUGGGACUGGCUGGUGCUGGUAUCGCGUUAUUUGCUCUUAUUCAAUUCUUAUUCCUCUAAUCCUUCUCUUGAAAGUUCAUUGAUGACAUUUACUCUUCCUACAUUUUCGAAGCCAUGAGCCAAGAUAUCUUCGGUCGAUAGAAUAAUUUCACUAUUUUGGGUCUGUAAACUCGAUUACAUUUCUCAUCGAUAUCGGAGUCCUGAAUGACGCAAAGUGUAUUUUGCAAGGCCUACUAAACAGAGUAAGGAUUAUCAAGGCCCAGAUUAUAGGCAUCGACGUAAUGUUAAUGCUACGGGCGGUAACCGCGGCUGGACCGGGCAUGAUGCUCCAUUUGAAGGUGGGACAUCUCCAUAAUAAAAAGAGUCUAUCACAAAGAAGAGUUACUCAUGUGCGAUCAAGAUGGCCAAGGAAAUAUGCAAGUGCUGGCGCAUACAAUGAUAUUGUUUGGUGAGAUUAAUCCUUGCAAUACAGAAACGUUAUGUCGUAUUGCCUUGACCUGUCACAGACUCAAACAGACCAAUGAGAUGGACUUUUCUCGGGGAGUUGAGCCUCAGCUCUUACCAAUCCCUGUCCGCGGCCCUGGAUCGAGGUCAAGGAGCAAAAGUUCCGGUGAGAUGCAUCUCGAUAGACAAUGAAUCAGGACCAUAAACAUCGAUGUGAUAUCAUUGUUCUACCGUCGAUUCUGAACGCCAGC